AUGGUAUGGGAGAAGGGCAAGGGGAGGGGGAAGGGGAAGGGGAUCCGCGGCAGGGAGUCGGCGCAAGGCGGCGGCGGCGGGGACGAGGAGGAGGAGGAGGAGAUGGAGGACCUGGUGUUUCUCGUGGGCGUGGCGCGCAACAACACUCUCGUGGCGCGCUACACGACGGACGUCAAAUUCGUCGCCGUGGCUCAGCACGUGCUGGACGCCGCGCCGCCGUUCCUCUCCAAGGUGUCUCUCGCGCACGACACGCUCAUGGCUCUGCUGCUCGUGGACAAGACCGGCAGCUGCGCCAGCGCCAGCGGCAGUAGUGGCAGCGGCCACAGUAGCAGCAGCAACAGCGGCGGCAGUGGUGCCAGCGGCAGCGCUGGCAGUGGUGGGAAUGGCGGUGGCGGCAGCAGCAGCAGCAGCAGCAGCAGCGGCAGCAAGAAGAGUGGUGGUGGCAGCAGCAGCGCUGGCAGCGUGUGGAGUAUGGUGGGCCCAACUAGCCCUCGCCCAUUCACUGGUGGUGCUGCUGGUUGGGGUGGGGGUUUUGUUCCUCCUUCCACUUCCGCUUCCUCUAUCCCUCCCCACCCUUCCCCGAAACACGCCAUCCACCCCCCCCCUACCACAUCGGACAGCUCCAGCGUCACCACAACGGGCGUGCUUAUAGCGAGGAUGUGCGGGGGUGAGUUUGAGCGCGCAGACGGGUACAACCUCCUGAGAAAGGUGCUCAAGGCGUUUAAAGAGGCUAGCACGGCGCACCGCCGCUCUGCCAGCAGCGUCUUCAUCCGCUCCCUCUCUGCGGGCGCCGGUCUGCUCACCGGGUCUCGGGGGAAGGAAGGCGGAGGGACUGGCGGAGGAGGCGGAAGCGGAAGCGGAGGAGGAGGAGGGGGAGCGGGGGGUGGCGGUAUUAAUGGUUCUGGCAUGGCCAAUUCUGCUUCGGGUGGCGGGGCCGGUGCGUUCCCGACCAGCGUGUCUGUCUCUCGCGCGGUUACUGCAGGAGCAGGAGCAGGGGGGGGGGGCGCCGGGGAGGGAGGGAGCCAGUCGGAAGGGAAUUUGGUGUGGGGGUCGAAGGAGGAGCAAUACCUUUUGGAAGAGGUGGAGGAGGGGAAAGAGGAGGGGAAGGAGGAGCGGAACACGGAGUGGAGAAGGACGGAGAGCAGCAGCGGGGUUGCAGGGGAUACUGGGACACCUGCAAAUACAUCUCAAGUAGGCGCGCUGCCAGGUAUUGCUGUUAUGCUCUCAUGCCCUCCUUCCACUCACGACCCCACAGCUCAAAAACCUUCACCCAUUUCUGUCUCUAUUCCCCUUCCCCCUCCUCCCACUUGUGCUCGUGUCUAUCUUAUCCUUAUUUCCUUGUUUACUCACUCCGUUUCCUCUCUAUUCUUCUUCCUCCCCCUCCCCUCCCCCCCUCCUCCCUCUCUCCCUCCCUCCCUCCCUCCCUCCCUCCCUCCCUCCCUCCCUCCCUCCCUCCCUCCCUCCCUCCCUCCCUCCCUCCCUCCCUCCCUCCCUCCCUCCCUCCCUCCCUCCCUCCCUCCCAUCCCCUCGUCGUCCGCCGAUCUUUCCUUACCAGCGGCAGCGGGAGCGGGUGUAGGCCCUCCCUGCCCUGGCAUGCCCCCAAGGAGUCCGCUGAAGAUUGCUGCUGGUGGGGGCCGGCGGGAGAUCAUUCUGAUCAAGGAGCCAAAGAAGAGUAGGAGGCAGAGGGCUGCGUCUGUGGGUGGCGGUGCUGGGAGUGGGGCGGUUGGGGCAGUCUGUAUUACACAGGAGCAAGCCGUGGUUGGUGGCGGUGCUAGUGCAGGGGAGCAGCAGGAGCAGAAGAAGCAAGAGGGGCAGGAUGGGGAGGUUCAGAAGAAGGGGCAGGAGGAGCAGACGAUGCAAGAAGAGGAGCAGGCCAAGCAGAAGGAGGAACAGGAGGUGAAGCAGGAUGAGCAAGGAUUCACCGCGUUAUUCUCCUCCUCCUCCUCCUCCUCCUCCUCCUCCUCCUCCUCCUCCUCCUCCUCCUCCUCCUCCUCCUCCUCCUCCUCCUCCUCCUCCUCCUCCUCCUCCUCCUCCUCCUCCUCCACCACCACCAUGGCCCUUGCUCAACGGAAACCUUUCUACUCAACAUCAUUCGUUCCCGUGCAAUCCUCUACGCCUGCCGAUUUCCCCAGCCUCUCCUCCCCUUUCCCCUCCUCCCCUGUCUCCUCCUCUUCCUCACGACCACCAACUAACCGCGUGUUACGUAGGGGCUGGUCGUCGGAAGUCCCUGGGGAUAGAAGCAGGGGUAAGAGGGCAGCGGGAGAUGGCAGCAGGGGGGGAAUGGGGCUGGGAGGGUACGGGGAACGUGAGAGCGUUUUGGUUGGGGAGUACACGAAACUGAAACGGCCUUCAACUAGUGGUGGUGGCGGUGGCGGUGGCGGCGGUGACGGCAGAGGUUUUCUUUAUAGUGAAGAAGGGAACAACACGCCAAGCGGCUCUAAGGUCAGCAAGGGCGGCGGCCUCUCCCUCCCUCUCACCGGUUUCCCCGACUCAUCCUUCAAUGCUUCAGUGUCGGGCGCAUGGCAGCAGUUCAGCCGCUCCCUACGCCUUCUCUCCCCGUUAGACCUCUGCGGAGCCCCGCCGCAGCCCUUGAGAGGAGCACGGCCGGGCGCCCGGCUGCCUGCCCUUGGGGGGUUUAGGGGGCUUGGGGGAGCAGCGGGGGGGGGAGGUGGGUCGGAGGUGGAGAUGGAGUGGAGGGAGAGGCUGUUAGAGAGGCGCAAGGAGGUUGGGUUCCAGCGGUCGUCCUCGCUGAGUGACGCAGAGGCGUUUCAGCAUCUGGGGCUGUAUGGGUUGGACGAGGAGGGGUAUGGGCAGGAUGGGGCGGGGAAGGAGGGGGGGGGUUUGGGAUCCAGGGACGGGAUGAGAAAGGGUGGGAUUGGCGCUGGGAGUGGUUUUGGCUUAGGAGUGGGUCGCAGCUCGAGUAGUAAGUCAGCAGAGGAGGGUGCUUCUGCUGGUUCUCCUGCUUCUGCUUCUGCUUCUGCCGUUGCGGGCGCUGGUGGUGGUGGUGCGAGCUCUGCUGGUUUCGCCGCUGUUGGCUUUGGUGCCGGUGGUGACGUGCUGGGCUUCCUGUCUCGUGGGUUCGGAGGCAGUAGCAGGUCAGCAGGAGGGGCGGUGGGAGCAGGGGCAGGGCGAGUGCAGCAGCAGCAGCAGCAGCAGCAGCAGCAGCAGCAGCAAGGCAGUGGGGGUGCGGGCCUGGCAGCGUGCAUCAGCGGUGCAGCAGGCAGCACAGGGAGGAUGAUGGGAGGAGGAGGGGGUUGGAAUGCAGUGGGUGCAAGUGGUGAUGAUGACGAUGACGAGUCGCUGCUGCUGGGUUACUCGAGAAUUGAUGUUGAUGUUGACUCUGCGGGGGGGUCAGGGAGAAGCGGGGAGCAGGAGGAGGGCGUGGGGGCAGCCGUGGGAGUGGGGGUGGGCGUGGGGGUGAGGGUGGGGAGAUCUGGCAUGGCUGUUGGAUCUUCUGGGGUGGUGGGUGCAGAUUCAGCUGAUCCCUCAUCGGCCUCCUUCAUUCCAUCUGGCCUACGGCACAAUAGGCUCUGUCUGCUUGUCGCCGUGUUGGCUCUGCAAGCCCUUGUUGGCGCUGCAAUUGCCUUCCUCGUUCUCUUCACCUGA
Messenger RNA from Closterium sp. Naga37s-1, 3606 nucleotides. NCBI's taxonomy places the organism in Eukaryota, Viridiplantae, Streptophyta, Zygnematophyceae, Desmidiales, Closteriaceae. The record is from the annotation of a GenBank genome assembly.